This is a messenger RNA of Gastrolobium bilobum, 456 nucleotides long. RefSeq lists its product as uncharacterized. Gene Ontology annotation, molecular function: aspartic-type endopeptidase activity. Lineage: Eukaryota; Viridiplantae; Streptophyta; Magnoliopsida; Fabales; Fabaceae. Gene Ontology annotation, biological process: proteolysis. The record is from RefSeq and is a predicted model, not a curated record. Bases 1 to 456 code for a protein of 151 amino acids. The transcript has a single exon.
AUGGGCCGAGUGUAUACCUUAGACCGCCAGCAGUCAGAUAGAGCUUUGAACCUUGUGAGAGGUGCUCUUUCUAUUGGUGGUUGUGAUGUAAAUGUGUUGUUUGAUUCUGGGGCUACACAUUCCUUCCUUGCAGACCCAAUUGCUGUGGGGCUUAAGUUGCCCAUUUCUGUGCUUUCUCCACCUUUACGUGUUACUAUUGCCACUAGGGCGAAAUGUGACGCUUCAUCUAUUUAUCGGGAUGUGGUAUUUCUAUUAGACGAUCGAGAUUAUUUGGCAGAUCUCAUUUGUCUACCCAUGGUCAACCUUGAGAUCAUUUUGGGUAUGGAUUGGCUGUUCAGAAAUUGUGUGAUGAUUGAUUACUGUGCAAAGAAAGUGGUGAUGUCUCCUUGUGAUUCCCCUACCAGUUCUUCUCUUUAUUUAUCAGUGCUUCAAGAUAGAAAGGCCUUAAGAGCAUAA